Trichophyton rubrum CBS 118892 is the source of this 1644-nucleotide messenger RNA. RefSeq lists its product as uncharacterized. Gene Ontology annotation, biological process: transmembrane transport. Gene Ontology annotation, molecular function: transmembrane transporter activity. The transcript is spliced from 2 exons. Lineage: Eukaryota; Fungi; Ascomycota; Eurotiomycetes; Onygenales; Arthrodermataceae. Gene Ontology annotation, cellular component: membrane. The record is from RefSeq and is a predicted model, not a curated record. Bases 217 to 1449 code for a protein of 410 amino acids.
GAACAGACAGACGAAGACGAAGACGAAGAGAGACCUCGUAUCCCUCUCUGCGGCCUCCUCAGCGACAGCCUUGACUCGCUAGCAGCCUCGAGCAGACGACUUCUGGGAGUUUUGCGUCUGCCUCUGCCUAUAAAGCUCCCUCUCAUCCGCCGCCACCACCACCACCACCACCUACACCCUCGAUAUAUCACUAUAACGAUAUCAAUAUAAUUUAAUAUGGCUGAAGACACGAUUGAGUCUGCGCGGUCGACGCCGUCAGAGGGAGCUUCAACUACCCGGCCGCUGAUGAAGAGCGCCGAUGCCUCUGUCCAGCCGGUCGUCACUGAUGCCGAUGCUGAUACCGACAGCGACAGCGAGAAGAAGAGCUACUUUGCCUACUUUCGCACUCGCCAGUUCUACAUCGUCCUGCUCCUGGGCCAAAUUCUCGCUCUUUGCAUCACCGCGACCAACACCUUCUCGGGCCUGCUCUCGUCCGCAGGAACCUCCAUCCCGGCCUUCCAGACGCUCUUCAACUACGUCCUGCUCACCCUCGUCUACACCUCCUUCACCCUCUACCGCUACGGAGCGCGCAAGUGGUGGUCCCAGCUCGUCCUGCGCGACUGGUGGAAGUACCUCAUCUUCGCCUUCUGCGACGUCCAGGGGAACUACUUCAUCGUGCUCGCAUACCGCUACACCACCAUCCUCAGCGCCCAGCUCAUCAACUUCUGGGCCAUCGUCAUGGUCGUCCUCAUCUCCUUCACGCUGCUGCGCGUCCGCUACCACUGGGCCCAGUACGCCGGCAUCCUCGUCUGCAUCGGCGGCAUGGGCGUGCUCUUCGGUUCAGACCAUAUCACGGGUGCCAACAGCGGCGGGCCAGAGAAGUCUCGCGGCGACCUGAUCAAGGGAGACCUGUUUGCCCUGCUUGGAGCUACCUUCUACGGCCUCACCAACGUCGCCGAGGAGUAUCUGGUUAGCAAGAGGCCGAUGUACGAGGUUCUUGGCCAGCUGGGCAUGUACGCUACCGUCAUCAUGGGCGUGCAGGCGGCCAUCUUCGACCGGGCCUCGUUCCAGCACGCGGUCUGGAACGGCGCGGUGGCGGGCUACCUGGUCGGCUAUACGCUGUGUCUCUUCCUGUUCUACAGUCUGGCGCCAUUGCUCUUCCGCCUGGCCAGCGCGGCAUUCUUCAACAUCUCCCUGCUGACCAGCAACUUCUGGGGCGUCGUGAUCGGGGUCAAGGUGUUUGGCCUGCGCAUCCACUUCCUCUACCCCAUCGCCUUUGUGCUCAUCAUCAUCGGCCAGUUUGUCUACUAUCUCGGCAGACAGGUGCUCGGCGAGGCCAUGAAGCCCUGGCUGGGCGAGAACCAGGAGCAGGGCGUCAUCGGCAUAGGCACCGCCAGGAGGGGAGCCCAUGACACUAAUGCCACUGCUGCUGCUGCUGCUGCUGCUGCCAGCGCUGACUCUAAUGUCUAAUGAUCCAUGCAUACAUACAUCUCGGUACAUAUCAUCAUCAUCAUCAUAUAUAUCAUGAAUGUCAUGAGUUUGGAUACUUACUACAUAGCUAAUACAAAAAAGUCAUUUCGUUCAUUCGUUCAGUCAUUCCAACAAACCGCAAGGCUGACAGGGCAGACUUGUAACCGAGAAGAAGCAAAGCAAGACAGUAGACUC